AUGGACACCAAAGGUAAGAAUUAAAUUGUUUCCAUCCUCUGUCGACUGUAACAUUGUGGGUUUAUUCAAAUGUGGUUGACAUUUUCUUAUCAGAAGUUAAUAAUAAUUACAAUACUUUUUGGACCAACGUGCUCCGAGUUUAGUCUAUUCAUGCAAGUGAUGGAAGUAAUCCUAACUGCUGUAGAUCCGUUCUGGAAUGUUUUACUGUAUAUUGCAGUUUACUACUAGAUGAUAUAUUGAUGGUAGGCUAGUUGCUACUAAUUGCGAAAACUGCUGCAGUUUUAUUGCCUGGCUACCCAAACUCCUUGCUCCGGCCAAACGCCAUGCCAAGCCCAUGGAAGCUAACGCUGGCUACCCAAACUCCUUGCUCCGGCCAAACGCCAUGCCAAGCCCAUGGAAGCUAACGCUGGCUACCCAAACUCCUUGCUCCGGCCAAACGCCAUGCCAAGCCCAUGGAAGCUAACGCUGGCUACCCAAACUCCUUGCUCCGGCCAAACGCCAUGCCAAGCCCAUGGAAGCUAACGCUGGCUACCCAAACUCCUUGCUCCGGCCAAACGCCAUGCCAAGCCCAUGGAAGCUAACGCUGGCUACCCAAACUCCUUGCUCCGGCCAAACGCCAUGCCAAGCCCAUGGAAGCUAACGCUGGCUACCCAAACUCCUUGCUCCGGCCAAACGCCAUGCCAAGCCCAUGGAAGCUAACGCUGGCUACCCAAACUCCUUGCUCCGGCCAAACGCCAUGCCAAGCCCAUGGAAGCUAACGCUGGCUACCCAAAACUCCUUGCUCCGGCCAAACGCCAUGCCAAGCCCAUGGAAGCUAACGCUGGCUACCCAAACUCCUUGCUCCGGCCAAACGCCACAUGCCAAGCCCAUGGAAGCUAACGCUGGCUACCCAAACUCCUUGCUCGGCCAAACGCCAUGCCAAGCCCAUGGAAGCUAACGCUGGCUACCCAAACUGGCAACUCCUUGGCCCCAAUCCUGGCCAAACGCCAUGCCAAGCCCAUGGAAGCUAACGCUGGCUACCCAAACUCCUUGCUCCGGCCAAACGCCAUGCCAAGCCCAUGGAAGCUAACGCUGGCUACCCAAACUCCUUGCUCCGGCCAAACGCCAUGCCAAGCCCAUGGAAGCUAACGCUGGCUACCCAAACUCCUUGCUCCGGCCAAACGCCAUGCCAAGCCCAUGGAAGCUAACGCUGGCUACCCAAACUCCUUGCUCCGGCCAAACGCCAUGCCAAGCCCAUGGAAGCUAACGCUGGCUACCCAAACUCCUUGCUCCGGCCAAACGCCAUGCCAAGCCCAUGGAAGCUAACGCUGGCUACCCAAACUCCUUGCUCCGGCCAAACGCCAUGCCAAGCCCAUGGAAGCUAACGCUGGCUACCCAAACUCCUUGCUCCGGCCAAACGCCAUGCCAAGCCCAUGGAAGCUAACGACAGAGCAGCAGAAUAAUUCCGUUUGAGUCAUCAGGCAGUUAUAGUGAUGUAUAAAUGAUUAUAACCUGUGAGAAGUAGUUGUGAUUGUUGUUAUUUCCGGUUUAUAUUGCUUUUAGGUCUUUGUUGUUGUGGGGGUAGUAUAUGGCAGUAAUUGACAUGACAAACAUUUUAAUUGAGUUGACAUUCAUUACAAAAAAAGUGAUUGAUUUCUACAAUAUUUUGUUCCAGUGAUUUUGAGUUAUGCUAUAGUAACACUACAGUAGCAAACUCAGGUUACCACACCCUCUGCUCUACAAUAGCUUUAAAAUAGAAUAGCAUAGAAUGGCAUAGCAUAGAAUAGAAUAGAAUAACAUAGAAUAGAAUAGCAUAGACUAGCAUAGAAUAACAUAGAAUAGCAUAGCAUAGACUAGCAUAGAAUAACAUAGCAUAGCAUAGCAUAGAAUAGCAUAGAAUAGCAUAGAAUAACAUAGCAUAGAAUAGCAUAGCAUAGAAUAACAUAGCAUAGCAAUAGCAUAAAUAUAUAGAAUAAACAUAUCAUAAACAUAGCAUAAUUGAAUAGCAUAGAAUGAAUACAUAGAUAUAGCAUAGCUAGAUAGAAUAACAUAGAAUAAAUAGAAUAGAAUAGAAUACAUAGAAAUAGAUAAUAGCAUAGAAUAGAAAUAGAAUAACACAUAGAAUAAAUAAUAGCAUAGAAUAGAUAGAAUAGCAUAGCAUAGAAUAAAUAGCAUAGAAUAGAUUAACAUAGCAUAGAAUAGCAUAGCAUAGAAUAAUAACAUAGCAUAGAAUAGAAUAGCAUAGAAUAGAUAGCAUAGAAUUGAAUAGCAUAGAAUAGAAUAGCAUAGAAUAUAGCAUAGCAUAGAAUAGAAUAGCAUAGAAUAGAAUAACAUAGAAUAUAAUAGAUAGCAUAGAAUAGAAUAGAAUAGCAUAGAAUAGAAUAACAUAGCAUAGAAUAGCAUAGCAUAGUAUAGAAUAGCAUAGCAUAGAUAGCAUAGCAUAGCAUAGAAUAUAAUAUAAUAUAAUAAUAGCAUAGAAUAGCAUAGCUUGGAAUAGCAUAGCAUAGCAUAGAAUAGCAUAGAAUAGAAUAACAUAGCAUAGAAUGGCAUAGCAUAUAAUAGCAUAGCAUAGCAUAGAAUAGAAUAGAAUAACAUAGCAUAGAAUAGCAUAGCAUGGAAUAGCAUAGCAUAGCAUAUAAUAGCAUAGACUAGAAUAACAUAGCAUAGAAUAGCAUAGCAUGGAAUAGCAUAGCAUAGAAUAGCAUAGCAUAGAAUAAUAGAAUAGAAUAGCAUAGAAUAUAAUAUAAUAACAUAGCAUAGAAUAGCAUAGCAUAGCAUAGCAUAUAAUAGCAUAGCAUAGAAUAGAAUAACAUAGCAUAGCAUGGAAUAGCAUAGCAUAGCAUAGAAUAGCAUAGCAUGGAAUAGAAUAGCAUAGAAUAGAAUGGCAAUUCCUAGCAAAAUAACACACAGACUGGGCACGUAAAACAAAUAUACAAAUACAGUAUGUUGUUGCUGCUGUUGUUGUUGUUGUGUAUUUGUCCAGCAGUUUGCUUUAGUUCUUCUCUCCACUCUGAGUAAAGAGGAGUACGAUGACUGAGUUCUGGAAGGAGCACAGCCGCCAGGCCACGGUUGAGGAGAUGAUGUUGGACUCUCAUGCCCAGGAGCUGACCCAGCACGAGCUGCCUGAGAUCCUCUCCCUGCUGCCCAGCCUGCCCGGCCAAAGGCUCCUGGAGCUGGGCGCUGGCAUCGGGUCAGUGGGUCUAUUGAACUGUAUCCAUAAAGCAACUGACCAGAGAGACCAUGCAUGCAUGUACUGUGUCGUGAUCUCUGUAGAGCCAUGAGGAUUAACUGACCAUGUGACCUGACAGGGAAAAUCUCCCUGGCCCUGGGCUAUGAUGGGGACCUGUGUUUUUCCUGGUCAGGUGAUGUGGACUCUUGUCGGCAGUUGACAGUUGGCAGUUGACCCUCGCUGUCUGAUGUGGAGGUGUUUGUUUGUUUGUGUGUUUGGUCUCUUCCAGGAGAUACACCAGCCACCUGUUGACCCAGGCCAGUCACGUGACAGCGGUGGACUUCAUGGAGAGCUUUGUGGAGAAGAACAGACAGGACAACAGUCACCAUGGCAACGCCUCCUUCCUCCAGGCAGACGUCACCAAGCUGGACUUCCCCAAAAACAGGUCUGCUGUUUGAUACGAUGUGUAUAAUAUAAUAUGAUAAUAAUAUAUUAUAAAACAGGUUUGAAUAAGGUUGCAAAGCUACAGGUGGUUUACCACUGUUACCAGAAUCUUCUGUAAUUUUGGUAAUGAACAGGUAAUCUAUGGCAAUUUGGAAAAGUGUAUUAAUAUAUAGUAUACAUUUUUUAUAUCUGUGUCCAUAUUGUCCAUGAGUUUCUAGUAGAUAGACAAUAUGGUACAAGAGAAAAUAGCCUAAUUAAUGAAAAAAGUAUCUAAUCAACAAUGGCAUUCAUUUCAAUUAACUCUGUAAAUCUUCCUACUGUUGACUUGUUUCAGAACCUGCCACCAGUUUGGCCCCAAAACAUUGACAACAAAGACAUAGUGACAUAGUAAAAUAAAUACAAGAGUGUGAAAAAAAUAUAUACAGGAUAUUGAAACCCUCAUAUUAAACACCAAUGGUAUUCGAUAAUUUUAUGGUUUAUAUUUAGGAUAAUGUUUUACAGCUUUGACAUACUAUUGUUUAUUUUAAAAUCGUCUUUAUAUUUUCCAUGUGAUUAAGGCCACACAGAGGGCCAGAUAUAAUUACAUAACACCUGUGAUAAUCUGAAGUACCCAAAAAGGCCACUAGAUUACAUCUUCUAAAAUUCCAUAUAUUUCUUGAAAGAUACCAAAAUUCUGGUAGUGUACUGAUAAACUUUGUCACCCUAGGUCUGCAUCUCUGUAUAAAAGUUCUCUGUUGGGAUGUUGGGUGUUUUGUUCACAUAAAGCUAUUAACAUUGCGACUUUGGAUUGAUAAAGCGUAGUGAAACAUGGUCAAAAUCUUUUACAAUGUUUUUUUUUUUUUUUUUUUACACUGGUUUGACGAGAUGUCUCACCUUAGCUUUGGUGACAGGGUUGUGUUGGUUCUACCAGUGUGUUUUUGUUUUUUAUACCAGUGGGUUGGUGAUUGUAUACCAGUGUUGGUGUGGUAUGCCAGUGGGUUGGUGUGGUAUGCCAGUGGGUUGGUGUUGGUAUCCCAGGGGUUGGUGUGGUAUGCCAGUGGAUUGGUGUUGGUAUGCCAGUGGGUUGGUGUGGUAUACCAGUGGGUUGGUGUUGGUAUGCCAGUGGGUUGGUGUUGGUAUGCCAGUGGGUUGGUGUUGGUAUACCAGUGGUUUGGGUUUGGAUUGGUGUUGGUAUACCAUGGGUUGUGUUGGUAUCCAGUGGUUGGUGUUGGUAUGCCAGUGGGUUGGUGUUGUAUACCGUUUGGUUGGUGUUGGUAUACCAGUGGGUUGGUGUGGUAUACCAGGGGUUGGUGUUGGUAUACCAGGGGUUGGUGUUGGUAUACCAGUGGGUUGGGUUGGUAUACAGUGGGUUGGUGUUGGUAUACCAGGGUUUGUGUUGGUUACAGGGGUUGUGUUGGUAUACCGUGGGUUGGGUUGAUCCAUGGGUUGGUGUUGGUAUACCAGGGGUGGUGUUGGUAUACCAUGGUUGGUGUUGGUAUCCAGUGGGUUGUUUGGUUACCAGUGGGUGGUGUUGUAUCAGUGGUGGUGUUGGUAACAGUGGGUGGUGUUGGUAUCCAGUGGGUUGGUGUGGUAUCCAGUGGUUGGUGUUGGUAUCAGUGGGUUGGUGUUGGUAUCAGUGGGUUGUUUGGAUACAGUGGGUGUGUGGUUACCAGUGGGUUGGUGUUGUAUCAGUGGGUUGGUGUGUAUACCAGUGGUUGGUGUUGGUAUACCAGGGGUUGUUUGGUAUACCAGGGGUUGUGUUGUAUACCAGUGGGUUGUGUUGGUAACCAGUGGGUUGGUGUUGGUAUACCAGUGGGUUGGUGUGGAUACCAGUGGGUUGGUGUUGGUAUAAGUGGUUUGGUGUUGGUAUCCAGUGGGUUGGUGUUGGUAUACCAGUGGGUUGGUUGGUAUACAGUGGGUUGGUGUUGGUAUACAGUGGGUGGUGUUGUAUACCAGGGGUGGUGUUGGUAUACCAGUGGUUGGUGUUGGUAUCAGUGGGUUGGUGUUGGUAUACAGUGGGUUUGUUGGUAUACAGUGGGUUGGUGUUGGUUACCAGUGGGUUGGUGUUGGUAUCCAGUGGGUUGGUGUUGGUAUACCAGUGGGUUGGUGUUGGUAUACAAGUGGGUUGGGUUGGUAUCCAGUGGGUUGGGUUGGUAUACCAGUGGGUUGGUGUUGGUAUACCAGUGGGUUGGUGUUGGUAUACCAGUGGGUUGGUGUUGGUAUACAGUGGGUUGGUGUUGGUAUACAGUGGGUUGGUGUUGGUAUACCAGUGGGUUGGUGUUGGUAUACCAGUGGGUUGGUGUUGGUAUACCAGUGGGUUGGUUGUUGGUAUACAGUGGGUUGGUGUGGUAUACCAGUGGUUGUGUUGGUAUACCAGUGGGUUGGUGUUGGUUAUACCAGUGGGUUGGUGUUGGAUACCAGUGGGUUGGUGUUGGUAUACCAGUGGGUUGGUGUUGGUAUACCAGUGGGUUGGUGUUGGUAUACCAGUGGGUUGGUGUUGGUAUCCAGUGGGUUGGUGUUGGUAUACCAGUGGUUGGUGUUGGUAUCCAGUGGGUUGGUGUUGGUAUACCAGUGGGUUGGUGUUGGUAUACCAGUGGGGUUGGUGUUGGUAUCCAGUGGGUUGGUGUUGGUAUACCAGUGGGUUGGUGUUGGUAUACCAGUGGGUUGGUGUUGGUAUACAGUGGGUUGGUGUUGGUAACCAGUGGGUUGGUGUUGGUAUACCAGUGGGUUGGUGUUGGUAUCCAGUGGGUUGGUGUUGGUAUACCAGUGGGUUGGUGUUGGUAUACCAGUGGUUGGUGUUGGUAUACCAGUGGGUUGGUGUUGGUAUACCAGUGGGUUGGUGUGGUAUACCAGUGGGUUGGUGUUGGUAUCCAGUGGGUUGGUGUUGGUAUACCAGUGGGUUGGUGUUGGUAUACCAGUGGGUUGGUGUUGGUAUGCCAGUGGGUUGGUGUGGUAUACCAGUGGGUUGGUGUUGGUAUACCAGUGGGUUGGUGUUGGUAUACCAGUGGGUUGAUGUUGGUAUACCAGUGGGUUUGGUGUUGGUAUACCAGUGGGUUGGUGUUGGUAUACCAGUGGGUUGGUGUUGGUAUACCAGUGGGUUGGUGUUGGUAUACCAGUGGGUUGGUGUUGGUAUACCAGUGGGUUGGUGUUGGUAUACCAGUGGGUUGGUGUUGGUAUACCAGUGGGUUGGUGUUGGUAUACCAGUGGGUUUGGGUUGUUGGUAUACCAGUGGGUUGGUGUGGUAUACCAGUGGGUUGGUGUUGGUAUGCCAGUGGUUGGUGUUGGUAUACCAGUGGGUUGGUGUUGGUAUACCAGUGGGUUGGUGUUGGUAUGCCAGUGGGUUGGUGUUGGUAUACCAGUGGGUUGGUGUUGGUAUACCAGUGGGUUGGUGUUGGUAUACCAGUGGGUUGGUGUUGGUAUACAGUGGGUUGGUGUUGGUUAUACCAGUGGGUGGUGGUAUGUGUGUUGGAUACCAGUGGGUUGUGUUGGUUUGGUGUGUGGUACAGUGGGUUGGUGUUGGUAUGCCAGUGGGUUGGUGUUGGUAUGCCAGUGGGUGGUGUUGGUAUCCAGGGGUUGGUGUUGGUAUCCGUGGGUGGUGUGGUAUGCAGUGGGUUGGUGUUGGUAUCCAGUGGGUUGGUGUUGGUAUGCCAGUGGGUUUGUGUUGGUAUACCAGUGGGUUGGUGUUGGUAUGCCAGUGGGUUGGUGUUGGUAUGCCAGUGGGUUGGUGUUGGUAUGCCAGUGGGUUGGUGUUGGUAUGCCAGUGGGUUGGUGUUGGUAUGCCAGUGGGUUGGUGUUGGUAUACCAGUGGGUUGGUGUUGGUAUGCCAGUGGGUUGGUGUUGGUAUACCAGUGGGUUGGUGUUGGUAUACCAGUGGGUUGGUGUUGGUAUACCAGUGGGUUGGUGUUGGUAUGCCAGUGGGUUGGUGUUUGGAUACCAGUGGGUUGGGUGUUGGUAUACCAGUGGGUUGGUGUUGGUAUACCAGUGGGUUGGUGUUGGUAUACCAGUGGGUUGGUGUUGGUAUCCAGUGGGUUGGUGUUGGUAUACCAGUGGGUUGGUGUUGGUAUACCAGUGGGUUGGGUGUUGGUAUGCCAGUGGGUUGGUGUUGGUAUACCAGUGGGUUGGUGUUGGUAUACCAGUGGGUUGGUGUUGGUAGGCCAGUGGGUUGGUGUUGGUAUACCAGUGGGUUGGUGUUGGUAUACCAGUGGGUUGGUGUUGGUAUGCCAGUGGGUUGGUGUUGGUAUACCAGUGGGUUGGUGUUGGUAUACCAGUGGGUUGGUGUUGGUAUACCAGUGGGUUGGUGUUGGUAUCAGUGGGUUGGUGUUGGUAUGCCAGUGGGUUGGUGUUGGUAUGCCAGUGGGUUGGUGUUGGUAUACCAGUGGGUUGGUGUUGGUAUACCAGUGGGUUGGUGUUGGUAUACCAGUGGGUUGGUGUUGGUAUGCCAGUGGGUUGGUGUUGGUAUACCAGUGGGUUGGUGUUGGUAUACCAGUGGGUUGGUGUUGGUAUCCAGUGGGUUGGGUGUUGGUGGUAUACCAGUGGGUUGGUGUUGGUAUAACCAGUGGGUUGGUGUUGGUAUACCAGUGGGUUGGUGUUGGUAUGCCAGUGGGUUGGUGUUGGUAUACCAGUGGGUUGGUGCUGGUAUACCAGUGGGUUGGUGUUGGUAUACCAGUGGGUUGGUGUUGGUAUGCCAGUGGGUUGGUGUUGGUAUACCAGUUUGGGUUUUUCCGGUUGUGGUAUACCAGUGGGUUGGUGUGUGGUAUACCAGUGGGUUGGUGUUGGUAUGCCAGUGGGUUGGUGUUGGUAUACCAGUGGGUUGGUGUGGUAUACAGUGGGUUGGUGUUGGUAUACAGUGGGUUGGUUUGUUGGUAUGCCAGUGGGUUGGUGUUGGUAUACCAGUGGGUUGGUGUUGGUAUACCAGUGGGUUGUCGUGUGUGUUGGUAUGACCAGUGGGUUGGUGUUGGUAUGCCAGUGGGUUGGUGUUGGUAUACCAGUGGGUUGGUUGUUUGGUAUACCAGUGGUUUGGUGUUGGUAUACCAGUGGGUUGGUGUUGGUAUGCCAGUGGGUUGGUGUGGUAUACCAGUGGGUUGGUGUUGGUAUGCCAGUGGGUUGGUGUUGGUAAGCAGUGGUUGGUGUUGGUAUACCAGUGGGUUGGUGUUGGUAUACCAGUGGGUUGGUGUUGGUAUACCAGUGGGUUGGUGUUGGUAAACCAGUGGGUUGGUGUUGGUAUACCAGUGGGUUGGUGUUGGGUAUGCCAGUGGGUUGGGUGUUGGUAUGCCAGUGGGUUGGUUGUGGUAUACCAGUGGGUUGGUGUUGGUAUACCAGUGGGUUGGUGUUGGUAUACCAGUGGGGUUGGUGUUGGUAUACCAGUGGGUUGGUGUUGGUAUACCAGUGGGUUGGUUGUUGGUAUGCCAGUGGGUUGGUGUUGGUAUACCAGUGGUUGGUGUUGGUAUACCAGUGGGUUGGUGUUGGUAUACCAGUGGAUUGGUGUUGGUAUACCAGUGGGUUGGUGUUGGUAUACAGUGGGUUGGUGUUGGUAUACCAGUGUUUGGUUUUGGUAUGCCAGUGGGUUGGUGUUGGUAUACCAGUGGGUUGGUGUUGGUAUACCAGUGGGUUGGUGGUGUGGUAUACCAGUGGGUUGGUUGUUGGUAUGCCAGUGGGUUGGUGUUGGUAACCAGUGGGUUGGUUGGUAUACCAGUGGGUUGGUGUUGGUAUACCAGUGGGUUGGUGUUGGUAUACCAGUGGGUUGGUGUUGGUAUACCAGUGGGUUGGUGUUGGUAUACCAGUGGGUGGUGUUGGUAUACCAGUGGGUGGUGUUGGUAUACCAGUGGGUUGGUGUUGGUAUACCAGUGGGUUGGUGUUGGUAUCCAGUGGGUUGGUGUUGGUAUACCAGUUGGGUUGGGUGUUGGUAUACCAUUGUUGGUGUUGGUAUACCAGUGGGUUGGUGUUGGUAUACCAGUGGGUUGGUGUUGGGUAUACCACUAUUUCAACACUCUUAAUAAGGUCAGGCCAGGCCAUAUUUUGGAGACUCUCAACUACUCAAUUAAUCUCUUUGAACUGAACACACUAAUAUGAGGUAACACUUUUUCUCCGUCCCAAAUAGCACCCUAUUUCCCUACAUAGUACACUACUGUUGACCAUAGGGAGCCUAUAUCUCUGCCCAUAGGGCUCUGGUCAAAAGUAGUGUGCUAUGUAGGGAACAGGGUGCCAUAGCGCUCUGAUCAAAUGUAGUGCACUAUGUAGAGAACAGGGUGCCAUAGAGCUCUGGGGUAAAGUAGUGCACUAUGUAGGGAACAGGGUGCCAUAGAGCUCUGGUCUAAAGUAGUGUACUAUGUAGGGAACAGGGUGCCAUAGGGCUCUGGUCAAAUGCAGUGCACUAUGUAGGGAACAGGGUGCCAUAGGGCUCUUGUCAAAAGUAGUGCACUAUGUAGGGAACAGGGUGCCAUAGAGCUCUGGUCUAAAGUAGUGCACUAUGUAGGGAAUAGGGUGCCAUUUGGGACGGAGCCUUUGCCUAAAGCCGAUAGGUAUAAUGCAUUACUACUUGUUCUAAACUUUUGUUUGCCUUUUAUAGCGUCCUAUUAUCAGGCUUAUGAUGUUAUUCUGAUGUGUAUCCCCCCAUCAGUUUCGACAUCAUCUUCUCCAACUGGCUCCUGAUGUAUCUGAGUGACGAGGAGCUGAGGUCACUAACAGAGAGGAUGCUGGGAUGGCUCCGCCCCGGAGGAUACCUGUUCUUUAGGGAGUCCUGCCACCACCAAUCAGGUACAAGUUUUAAUAUCACCUGAAUAUCUAUUGUCACUCUUCCAGUCUAAUGAAUCCCUAGACCCUACUAAGAGGUUCCAGUCUAUUGAUUCCUAUUUGACCUUUAACCCCACACAAUACAUCUCUCUAUCUCCUUCUCUCUCUCUCUCUCUCUUCUCUCUCUCUCUCUCUCUCUCUCCUCUCUCUCUCUCUCUCUCUCUCUGUCCAGGUGACCGUAAGAGGACCUUUAACCCCACACACUACAGAUCGUCGGCCCACUACAGUCAGUUGAUGACAACAACACUGUGGGAGGAGUCAGAGGGGGCGGAGAAGCAGGUGUUUGGCUUUGACAUCGUGCUCAAUAAAACCGUGCAGACAUACAUCAAGGUAGGUUGCUUUAUUGCUACUGAUUGUGUUAUGUCUCAAUUAAUAUAAUGUGUGUAAAUACAUUUUAAUGGCCCUGUCAGGCUUUUUGCUGUAGCCUACUGUGUGUGUGUGUGUGUAUGGCAUAUUACUCCCCCUAUAUAUUCAUGUCUCUUCCCCUCCUCAGAUGAAGAACAACCAGAACCAGGUGUGUUGGCUACUGGAGAAGGUGGGUCGGGACACUUCCUGUCAGGAGGGCUUCAGAACCUUCCAGCAGUUCCUGGACAACCAGCAGUACACACGCAACGGCAUCCUGCGAUACGAGAAGAUGUUUGGGACAGGAUACGUCAGCACUGGGGGACCCAGCACAACCAAGGUGGGUUUGAGUUUUGGGAGUCCUGCACACAUACACACACAAAGCCAACAUAGGUUUGGGACAUCAAGACCCAGAGCAGAAAUAUUUUUUUUUCUCCUAUGGACAGAUGGACAUAUGAACCACGACAGUUGAAUAAAAAUGACUGAAACAUGAAAGGACAACAUACUGGAGAGGUUAUGUAGUUACUGUUUGGACAGGGUUACACAGACUGCUGAAACAUGAGAGAGAGGUUAUGUAGUUACUGUUUGGACAGGGUUACACAGACUGCUGAAACAUGAGAGAGGGUUAUGUAGUUACUGUUUAGAAAAGGGGUUUACACAGGGACUGCUGAAACAUGAGAGAGAGGUUAUGUAGUUACUGUUUAGACGGUUACACAGACUGCUGAAACAUGAGAGAGAGGGGUUUUUGUAGUUACGUUUUGGGCAAAGGGGUUUCACAGAUGCGAAAAAAUGAGAGAGAGGUUUUUUAUGGGGGAGAUUACUGUUUUUUUUUUUUUUUUUUUUUGGACAGGGUUACACAGACUGCUGA
Molecule: messenger RNA, 11570 nt
Organism: Coregonus sp. 'balchen'
Lineage: Eukaryota; Metazoa; Chordata; Actinopteri; Salmoniformes; Salmonidae
Source: the annotation of a GenBank genome assembly